AUGGAACCGACAACACAGAAAAUCCAGAUAGACGAAAGAAAAUUCGUCUCUUACAGCGAAGUACUUACUGGUGGUGAGCGCACUCUACCGGCGGGUCCUGGAAGCAAGACGAUGAUGAACCGAGAGCAACUCGAAGAAUUGGUAAAACAUCUUUCUUGGAAAACCAGAGCAGAGCUUUGUGAGAUGGAACGUAGCUUGCAGGGGCAUCUCGAGGGGCUCAGGAAGAGACUAGAAGAAUUGGAGUCCCCAAGGGGGGGCGAAGGGUACAAGAAUCCUUACUUCCCAUUUGCGGAAGUCGAACAGGAUCGCCAAAGACACAACGCGAAAACACAAACAAAGCUCGAAGUUACCGCUAUUUUAGCACGCUUGGGUCUGAUUCAGUUUGCACUCCACAGUGAUCUUGAACCACUCAAAAACAUUACCCGUGAAUCAUUGAGAUUCUGGAUUACCAUCGACAAAAGCCUAAAAUACACAGAGAUCCCGGAAGCUAUCUACAGGCUAUCUGUGGCCCUCGAACGCUGGGGCCUUACAAAAAACAAGCAUUUCCAACCUCUCUUGGCAAACUCGGAAUUCAAACGCCUAUUUGGAGAGGAUGGACUUAUCACGGAUCGGGCAAAGUUGCCCAAAUCAGUGAAAGAUUGUAUUGUUUACUUGGAAUAUCUAGUUGGCCGUGACAUUCCAGAACUUCGCAAUGCAAUCCCUCUUGCGCAGGAACUAGCUGCGAUGCACGGCAGGCUGGCGAGAAAGGAGACCACGGAGGAGGACCUGGAACACCAAGACGCCCUGAAACAAGAUGGCAAUAAGAUCAAGGAAAUCAAAACAGUCUUAAAAGGCCAGUACCGCCAAGCGUUCCAACAAGCGGUCGAAAAGAAGCACGCAGAACUUCAAGGAAUUCUAGACGCAAGUUUUGUAGUCUACCAAGCCGAAUGGGCGCAGAAAAACGAACUCCAAGGCCGUCUUCGCGAAACCGUAGACAAAAUGAAGGCUAACGAUGACGAAAUGAAGGCGAUGGAUGCCCAAAUGAAGGCGAUGGAUGCCCAAAUGAAGGUGAUGGAUGCCCAAAUGAAGGCGAAGGAUGCCCAAAUGAAGGCGAAGGAUGCCCAAAUGAAGGCGAAGGACACGCUCAUCGUAGACCUCCAAGCAGCAUGCCCUAAUUCGCCUGCUCCCUUCGCUUUUCCUGUCGGCGAUGGUAAUGGAGAUGGACUAGUAGCAGAAGUCCCCGCCAAUAUCAAUGCUUUGAAGCGUGCUCCUGCCCCUCAGGACGAUCCCGCUGGACAAAAGCGUCACCGACCGAUUUGA
Molecule: messenger RNA, 1299 nt
Organism: Cylindrotheca closterium
Lineage: Eukaryota; Bacillariophyta; Bacillariophyceae; Bacillariales; Bacillariaceae
Source: the annotation of a GenBank genome assembly